This is a messenger RNA of Cutaneotrichosporon cavernicola, 360 nucleotides long. RefSeq lists its product as uncharacterized. NCBI's taxonomy places the organism in Eukaryota, Fungi, Basidiomycota, Tremellomycetes, Trichosporonales, Trichosporonaceae. The record is from RefSeq and is a predicted model, not a curated record. Gene Ontology annotation, molecular function: protein-disulfide reductase [NAD(P)H] activity. Gene Ontology annotation, cellular component: cytosol. The transcript is spliced from 5 exons. The coding region runs from base 1 to 360 and encodes 119 amino acids.
AUGCCACUCCUAAAGUCAACAUACCCGCACACAAUCAACGCGCUUCGCGGCCCCACGGCCGGGCGCACCUUCCUCCUCUUCUACUCGAACAUUGUCAAUGGGCAGAUGUGGUGUCCUGACUGCCGGGACGUCGAGGGGAUCGUGGAGGAUGCGUUUGAUGCCGAUGACAAGCCUACUUGCGCUAUCAUUUGGGUCGAGCGCGACGAGUGGAAGAAGCCCAACGGUGCCGAGCGCGUGCAGUGGAACCUUACCGGCCUGCCCACCAUCAUCCGCUUCGAGGGCGGCAACGAGACCGCCCGCCUCGUCGAGGGUGAGAUGCUCGACAAUUCCCGCUGGCGCGCCUUCCUGGACGGCAAGUAG